CGCCCCUCGUCGCGCCGGCCCCGCCCUCCCCUUCCGCGCUCCCACGGCGCGCCGGGCCCCGGGGUCCCCGCGGGACUCCGCGGUGGCCACGGGCGCCGGACCGCGGGAGGGCGGGGCGCGUGUGUCCGCGCUUCCCCGCGCUCCGGGCCCGGCGCCUCCCGGGGCGCGGGGCGCAGGGCGGGCAGCUGGGCUGGGUUUGCCGUGCAGGCCGCGGCGGGCGGGCACCGGAUCGGGUCGGUGGCUGGGGCUGGUCGCCGCCACGGGAGAGGGUCACAGCCCACGGGAGACUCCUCCCGCGGGUGCCUGGCGCUUGUUACACUCUACGUUCCUCGAGAGCCUGCGGGCGCAGGUCGGGCCCAGUUCUCCAGAAUGACAGCUCCCAAGAGUGAUGUAGACCAGGUAGCUGGACCAACAACCAUUAAGACUGUCAGAGAAGCUCAGCUCUGGGUCCCUCGUUAUAAGCUGUGAACAGGAUGUGAAACAGGCUGACCCCUAAGCCCUGCCUCCCAGCACCCAGCCUGCCUGCUAGGAUGUUCCUCAUGAACGCCCCUCCAGUGGUGGCGCUCCAGUCCAGAUGGGAGGCCUUUGGCCAGCCCAGGAACUUCUGCUUUCCUGACUGCUUCUCUGAGUCUAAAGAAGAGGACACCUCCAGGGCAUCAGUGAGUGCCAGGGUACAGAUGCUCAUUAGCACACUACAGAGAGACGAGGCUGCCCUGGGCAUGAACCAUGAGCGUGUCACACAAAGAGGCCAACGUGCAGAGAGGUGCCGGGACAGCAGGCUGGCCCCCAAACCUGCUGUGUGCAAAGAGCAGCCAGAGUUCCCUGCUUGUGGUCUUGUUGCAAACUGUAACCCCCUGGAGAAAGAUGAAGCUGGGAGACAUGGUCCCUUGGAACUGGAUUCUGACAGUGAUGACUCUGUGGACCGAGACAUUGAGGAGGCCAUCCAAGAGUACCUGAAGGCCAAGGGUGGGGCUUCUGAGCCUAUGUCCCGAGGUCCCCCCUGUGUCCCAGAGCCUGCCCACAGCAGUACCCUGCCUAUCCCGUGUACCCCACAACUCACGCCUGGCUCAGGUAGUGAUCCUGUGGGAGCCAGCGAGGACCAUGGCUCUACUUCCCCAGCUAGCAUGAGCAGCGAGGACUCCUUUGAACAGAGCAUCCGAGCCGAAAUAGAACAGUUUCUUAAUGAGAAAAGACAGCAUGAAAACCCAAAGUGUGAUGGGUCUGUGGAUAAAAAAUCAGACCCAAAUGAAAGCCCUGCCAGACUUAGAGGGAACCAAGAGACCUCAGCCAGGGCAGCUCUGAUAGGAACCUGUAAGGAAUUUAUUUUCCGAAAACCUCCCAGGUUGACGAAGAUGAGCCCACAGCCCAGAAACUUCCGGCCAAAGGUCACCACAGAGUCUGAGACUCUGGUGAACACAAAGCUGACUGCCCACAAGCCAGAGGCUGCACAGAACAGGGGAGGAGUGAGGAGGAGCAUGCCUGCCAGGCGCAGCAAGCGGAUCAGGAGCCUAGCCCCAGUGCAGCAGGCAUCUGACUCCAGCAGCGAUGAUGGCAUUGAGGAGGCCAUCCAGCUAUACCAGCUAGAGAAAACCAGGAAGGAGGCCAGUGGGGACCCACCUCUGAGAGCCCAGCUGAAAGAGGAGAGCCCUGGCAGUGCCCAGCCAAGUGCCUUGCCUGAAGCCCACAGGAGAGCCCCUAGUAAGAAAAAGCUGACAGUUCCAAAGGUUGUGGACACCAACCUGGCGGGCCUCCACCCUGACCCCGUCUCCAAGGUCAUAAAGGACACAAGAGCCUCUGUACCUUCAGGGCACACAGCUGCCAAGAGUGAAGCUGUGUACCAUGCCUCAUGCCUAGCCGACACAUCCACUGAGCUGAUGUGUGCGGAAGCAAUCCUGGACAUUUCCAAGACCAUCCUGCCAGCCCCCGUGGAAGGCAGUGACAGGCUUCCAUCCAUGACCCCACUCUUCUGUCCCCCACCCAUGCCUCCCCGCUCUGAAGGUGACAGCAGCAACAUUGACAGUGAUGACAGCAUAGAGCAGGAGAUCCGGACAUUUUUGGCCCUCAAGGCACAAGUAGGGAGUCCUCAGCCUAACCAGGGCCCGCUGUCCUCGCCUGGCCCCAGUGGCCAGCCUGGCAUCCCCAAGGCCUCUCUUGCUAAAACACCAGAUCUGCCUCUGGGCUGCAAACGGAAACGGAGAAACGGAGGCAAUACUAUGGUGCCCAAGAAAAUAAGGGAAGGCAGAGAAAGUGCCCGGGACAGUGACCAUAUCCAGGGGAAAGUUCAGCCUGGCCAUGAUGGCUGGGACCCUCUCGGCCAGAGCAAAGCUACAGAGGCUCCAGGAGGGGAGGCUGAGGCCAAGGACCAGCCUGUCACUUCCAGGACGGUUGGGCUCAGCGACACACAGCUAUUGCAAGGCCAGGGAGGCCUCAGCAAGGCCAGUGAGGGGAAGUGUGCCAUUGAGAAAGAAAGCUCCGAGGAUAAGAGCAGUUCUCUGGACAGUGAUGAGGACCUGGACAUGGCCAUCAAGGACUUGUUAAGAUCUAAGCGGAAGUUCAAGAAGAGAUGCCGAGAGCCCCGAGCUGCAUGUAAGAAGGUCAGAUUUGGCACCACAGAGACUCGGGGUGGGGAGAAGCUGAGCAGCCUUCCUGGGGACUGGAAGGACCAAGGACAGCAUGCACUACGGAGCUGUCUGCCCAAGUGCAGAGGGGACAGCAAAGACAGCCCAGGAAGGAGCCCAGUUAGCAUCUCCGGCAGGGUGGCAGAGAGGGCAAAGCUGGGUGGCAUGGGGGCUGAGGAUGCCGCUUCUGCAUUGCUUCCCAGGAGGAAAAGUCCAGAAGAGACUCCUACCUCUAAGGACACAGUAUCCAGUAGCCACCCUCCUUCAGCCUCUGGCCCCCUGUCUGAGGACAGCUCAGUGGACAGUGAUGACAGCAUUGAGCUAGAGAUCAGGAAGUUUUUGGCAGAAAAGGCCAAGGAGUCUGUACGCAGUUCAGAACCUCAAGGGGUCCCUGCCAAGCCAGAGAUGCCCUGCAGGAAAGAGCCAACCCUGAGCUUGCAGCCUGGAGUGUGCACACGGAGCCAAAAAGCCAGGGGAACCCCUCAGCUGGCCGAAGGAAGAAGAGGCCCAGAGAGAGCUCGGACACUUGCAGCCAACCUCUUGAGCCAGACUGGGAGGGUCACCCCUCGUGCUGAGCAGGCCACUCGCCUCCCCACUGCCCUGGGCCGAAGCGAGCCAGCACUACCCAAGAACACCAGCAGGAACAGCUGUGCCAAAGCAUCUCCGCCAAACAGGAAAAGUGCUAGUGUUCACAAAGACCAACGGGGAACCCAGACUGCCGUGGCAGAAAGUGUUUUCAGUCAGUUGCCCAGUUACACAGAGGCUGGAAGUGCAGGGGGUGCCUUUCACCUGAACUAUGGCAGUCAGAACUUGUUGGCCCCCAAACCUGGACCCCAGGCUGACCUUACCCUCCCCUGGAGUGACUUUGCACACCAGAGCAGGCUGUCCAGCCCAUGGGCACUGAACUCGGGCCAAGGCACAGUGUGGACAGGGGUCUUCCGGGGUGAGAAAGAAAAAGGGGCCACAUCACAGGCUGGGGUCCCACCCAGCCUCUCCUCAGGCCCCAGGAAGAGCCUGCCUUUCCUCUCCACCCAGCUCUUCCACUUUGGGAAGAGUGUCUCCUGGGGAGCCAAGCAGGCUGGUCUCUUCAGCCCCAACCUGGGCCUGCCUCUGCAGGGUCCAGCAUUCUCGGCCUUCAGGGAGCCCCAGCCUGGCCAUAGCCCUGUAUUCGGAAGCCCACACUUGCUUAUGAAGGACAGUGGGCAGUGGUCAAGCCGGAAGGCUCAGGGGCCCCUGAGACAGCAGGACAGGAGGAAUUCCGGUUCUGAGGACAAUGUCCUAGACCUGAGAUACCGGCACAGGGUUGACAGGGAACACCAGGACCAGGAGGCUUUGGGCAGUGAUGCCAGCGAAUUCAGUGAUACCUCCAUGGAGGAUGGGGGCAGUGCCACAGUGAGCAGUAAAGGCCUCAAACUGUGACAGGCAUGUCGUGGCUCUCAGCUGUGGGAAGCAGUGUUCGCGUCCUGUCUGUGUGCGCAUGUGCAUACCUGCGCGUGUGUGUGUGUGUGUGUGUGUGUGUGUGUGUGUACUUACAGCAUGGGAUGGGAACAGGGGAUCCUGACAGUUAAAGAGCAAAACUGGGUCCCUUCUGUCCAGCCCCUCUAUAAAUAUGUACACUAAUCUCAAAUGACAUUCUUAUUUAAUGAUUGUGUCCUGGUACAUAUGGUUUUUUGUAGGAUUUUGGUUUUUUGUUUUUGUUAUUUUUUGUAAAUUAUUUAAAAUGCUGAAAAAAAAAACUUUUUGAAAAUGUUCAGUCUUGCAGGGUGUUCCUAGCUGCAAUUCUCUGUGGUCUCCGUGCAUGUAUGGUAGAUGAGCAAACACUUGGUUCUAACCAUCCCUGUGAGGGACAGAGGCAGAGGCUGAAACUGUCGGCCAUUUGCUGGUGCAAAUAUUCAGGCCGGCAGCAGCUGUCCACCUCGGAAGUGCUAAUAUGGCUGAGGUGUGUCAGGAUGCCAGUAGGACAGGGUGCUUCGUGAAGAACUCUGGUCCCUGGCCCAGGCUGUCUGGAUUCUGUAGUCAAGGCCCGCAACUAGAAAACACUUUGAAGCACAACAGCUAGCAAAUAGCUAACCAGCCAUCCCCUGUUUAGUAUGGGAAUCUGGCUGCUGGUGCUGCAGCUCAGUGGAGCCCAGAUCAUCCAGUAUCCAGAUGGUGGGGGAUUCUAGCAUCCAUAGAAACCUCUUCAUAUGAGAGCUACUGAUUUUCUCUGAAUCGUGUCUCUAAAAGGUGAUCCACAUGUUUGUUUUGAUGUAUGUAUGGGUGAGUAGUGAGGCCAUGAAAUGGCUUGGUCCCCUAACUGACCUUAGCCACUUGUGAUGGCAAGCCCCAGCCCUGGAAACAGUAAAGCUAAACCCUCCCCACUCCUGCCUUGUAAGACACAAAGGCCAGUUGUGUGCACCUAACAGUAACACUGGCAGUCUGCAUGGCUUCAUACAACCCUGUUUCUGCCCAGGAAGGCCUGGGCCAGUGCUGAGGACAGGCGCAGGCAGCAGCUUGGGAUCCUGGGAGUUAGGCAGAGUGGUAACUGCCGUGGUGCUGAGGUACCCAUGGCAACUGGGGGCUGAAGAUGUGAGGGACCCCAGUGAGGAGAUCACAUCUGUGUUGUGAUUAUUUGCCUGUCCCCCCUGAGUUCUGCAGCUCAGUAUACUGGAUUGCUAUGGGUCUACUUUGUGGCUGAAUCCUGUCAGUACUCUUAACAUUCUAACGUGGAAGUAAAUUUUCUACUUUAUGCGCCUGGGUCUGAAUUAUAAUUCACUUCUGUGCCCAAAUGCGGACACAGUGUCUGCCAUGUUGGAGCUGUGACUGUGACAUGGUGCAGGGCUCUGUGGCCCCAUCAUGGUCCUAAAUCAUCUUGAUCUGUGUAUAAGAGAUUCUGUGUGCAUAUCUGUUCAUGUGUUUCUAGGAGAAACAGCUUUGUGUCAUCCAUGUCCCCAUUUAAAAUUUUUAAAGAGUGCUUUUAACCUUGAAAACAAAAGCAUCUUGUUUUGUAUAUAAGACCCAUCAGGUUUUUGUUCUUGCUUUUCUAAUGAAUAAACCAAGUACUAUC
Psammomys obesus (fat sand rat) is the source of this 5664-nucleotide messenger RNA. It is a transcript of the gene Ppp1r26, whose product is annotated as protein phosphatase 1 regulatory subunit 26. Gene Ontology annotation, biological process: negative regulation of phosphatase activity. Bases 531 to 4037 code for a protein of 1168 amino acids. NCBI's taxonomy places the organism in Eukaryota, Metazoa, Chordata, Mammalia, Rodentia, Muridae. The record is from RefSeq and is a predicted model, not a curated record. Gene Ontology annotation, molecular function: protein phosphatase inhibitor activity. The transcript has 3 exons.